This is a messenger RNA of Coffea arabica (coffee), 1732 nucleotides long. RefSeq lists its product as uncharacterized. Gene Ontology annotation, cellular component: membrane. Lineage: Eukaryota; Viridiplantae; Streptophyta; Magnoliopsida; Gentianales; Rubiaceae. The record is from RefSeq and is a predicted model, not a curated record.
AAUCUGUCUGUGUUCACCUGCGGCUGCACCCCAUUCUACCAUGGCUGCACCUUCAUGUCCGUUUCACUGCACCUCUGCUGCAGCAAUCAAGCUCGGUCACUACUAUUCCCCGAUCCGACGUCGUUUUCACCUCUUUUCUUCUUUCACUUGCCACCGUAGUAGUUCCGGUCCGACGGAUAACAAACUUACUACGACGUCGCAUGGAACAAGCGUUAAACAGAAACAAUCACGCGAGCCGAAAUUCUUAGUUAAAUUACGAGAUGGCGAUUUCUCAAAUAGUGAAAAGGAGCCCGACUUAUCUAAAAAAGGCGUUAGUUUGCCGGAAAGUCGAAGCUUUGAACGGAAAGCGCUAUGGAGAAAGAUUUUAUUCGCAUCGGAGAAAGUGAGGAGCAUUCUCUUGCUCAAUGCCAUCACAAUAAUUUACGCUAGCAAUAUUCCUAUAGUGAAAGAAGUGGAAGCAUUUAUUGAUCCUGGCACAUUCACUAUUGUCAGAUUUGUUUUGUCUGCAAUUGCAUUUUCGCCAUUUGUUUUGAAAGCAAGAGAUGAUGUUCAAACCCGGAAUGCUGGGAUAGAAUUGGGAUUUUGGGUCAGCCUUGGCUACCUUAUGCAAGCCCUUGGAUUGCAGACAUCGGGUGCAGGACGGGCAUCUUUCCUCACAAUGUUCACUGUGAUUGUGGUUCCUUUGCUUGAUGGUAUCCUAGGAUCGAAGAUCCCUGCACGUACUUGGUUUGGAGCCCUCAUGUCUAUAGUAGGAGUUGGAAUGCUAGAAUCCAGUGGCUCACCUCCUUGUGUUGGGGACUUGUUGAAUUUCUUAAGUGCCGUAUUUUUUGGGGUUCACAUGCUAAGAACAGAACAUAUUUCUAGAGCUACUACCAAAGAGAACCUCUUACCUCUCCUCGGAUAUGAGGUAUGUGUGGUUGCUUUUUUAUCAACACUCUGGUAUGUCCUUGGAGUUUGUUCUGGUGGCACUCAAGCAUUAAACCCAUCAUCCUGGACAUGGGCAAAAUUUGCGGAUUGGAUGGUAGCAUUCCCAUGGGUACCUGCAAUUUAUACUGGUGUUGUCUCCACAGGAUUAUGUCUAUGGGUAGAGAUUGCGGCCAUGCGAGAUGUUUCAGCCACAGAAACUGCAAUAAUCUAUGGGUUGGAGCCGCUCUGGGGUGCUGCAUUUGCAUGGUUUCUUCUUGGAGAGAGAUGGGGUGUCAAUGGAUGGAUUGGAGCUGCUCUUGUUCUAGGUGGAAGCUUAACAGUACAGAUACAAGGAGCAUCGUCUUCCACUACAUCGCAAAAAGAUGAAAGAAGCAUCGAGAAAGGCGGCGAUCCACCAGAUAAGGAAAACAUGAUACACAACAGUUUUGUUGCCGCAUGCGCAAGAGAGAGUUUUAGUAUGGCCGCACUAGAUGGAGAUAUGACCAUUCAACUAAUUAUGUGACAUAAAUAGACAAAUACAGGCAUCAACAAAUUGGAAUAUUUAUAUUUUAGAUCUGAUCAACUGAUGUUCCUCUUUAUGUAGAUGAUGGCCAUGCAAUGAAAUGGCAUACUUGCCAUUGAAUUGAACAGUUUGGUUUUGAGCUUCAUGUCAUCUGUAGUUCGCCACUGCGCUGAUGUUUUGUUGAACCUAAACGCCGCCAAACCACAACCCCAAUUUGUGCUAACCUUCACCCAGUCUCCUUACCUUUACAGUGGGUCCACACUAUUUUUGUUAAAUUGGUAUUUACUCUUAUUUUGUUGAUAA